AUGAGAGGGCUCACCAGGCUGGGGCUGGCCCUGGUCAUCGUCUUCCUCGUUUGCCUCCUCGCAUUGGCCGUCGAGCUCGUGUACCUGCUCUGGUACCGUCGCCGGAGUUUCCGGCGAGUGAGCUCCGACCAGGAGCUUGCUGCGGCGACCGUGGCGGCGGGAGACUCCUUGGAGGGUAACCCCACCUCCAAGGAGCUCCUCCUCUACGUCCUUUGCUGGAAGAAUCAGUCCCGGAUCGAGCCCACUGCGGCCCCCGUCGCCAAGCCAUCGCCGCCGCCGCCGCCGCCGCCUCAGCCGGCGGAGGAAGACGUCGUCGACGACGAGCUGGAGAAGUGGCGGGGGAUGUACGCUUCAAGGGUGCUCUUCACCAUCAGUGAGGGGGAGAAGGAGGGGGCCGAGUCUGAUGGGGGAAGCGGCCGGGCGGCGCCGCCACCCGGAGGAGGGCUCACUCCCUUCUCCACCCCCUGCGGCUCCCCUCCCUUCUUCACCCCCCCGCCAUCUCCCCCUCGCUCUUCCCGGAACCUCCUCGCCGGAGAUGAAGACGAAGACGAAGAAGAUACCCGUUGCGGCCGAGGGGCCACCACCCCCGCCGCUGCCGCGGCCGGAGGAGGAGGAGGAGGAGGAGAACUCCACCUAGAGAGCUCCGGUGACUGA
Spirodela intermedia is the source of this 654-nucleotide messenger RNA. The record is from the annotation of a GenBank genome assembly. Lineage: Eukaryota; Viridiplantae; Streptophyta; Magnoliopsida; Alismatales; Araceae.